Messenger RNA from Talaromyces proteolyticus, 2124 nucleotides. RefSeq names its product putative AMP-binding enzyme. Gene Ontology annotation, molecular function: long-chain fatty acid-CoA ligase activity. Gene Ontology annotation, cellular component: membrane; endoplasmic reticulum. The transcript is spliced from 5 exons. Lineage: Eukaryota; Fungi; Ascomycota; Eurotiomycetes; Eurotiales; Trichocomaceae. Bases 1 to 2124 code for a protein of 707 amino acids. Gene Ontology annotation, biological process: long-chain fatty acid metabolic process. The record is from RefSeq and is a predicted model, not a curated record.
AUGCUUUUCUCGCAACAACCCGCCUAUGCCGCCAAGGCAGAGGAGCUGCGCACGCCGCCUCCCAAGGGCAAGCCGUACUCUGUCGCCCUGCCCGGAUCCGAGAAACCCGGCCGCAGUAAGGUCUAUCGAGCAUGGAAUUCUCACAAGGAGUUGCUCGUGUCUCUCGACCCUAAGGUCCGGACGGUGCAUGAUAUGUUCGAGUCAGCCGCCAACCGAAACCCCAAGGGCCGCUGUCUCGGUUCCCGCUCGUACAACUCAGUGACAAAGACAUUUGGUGCGUACCAAUGGCUCGAUUACCAGACCGUCCAGAAACGCCGAGCCAACCUUGGUGUCGGUAUCGUGGAACUACACAAUAAACAUGGACGUGGUGGAAAAAAUUACGGCGUGGGACUUUGGUGCCAAAACAGACCGGAGUGGCAGAUCACAGAUCUGGCAUGCACGUCGCAGGCUCUUUUCUCGGUCUCUAUCUAUGACGUUCUCGGCCCCGAAACCACCCAAUACAUCGUCAAUCAUGCUGAACUGAGCUGUGUUGUCACCUCACUUCCCCAUGUACCUACGCUCAUCAAGCUGAAGCCUAAUUUGCCUGGGCUCAAGUUCAUCAUCUGCUUGGAUCCUAUUGAUGCUGGAGAGCAACCUGGUUUCUCAAAACGUUCUCUUUUGGAGGACAUGGCUGCUGGUCUGGACCUGUCAAUCUACACCAUUGACGAAGUUGAGAAGCUCGGCGAAUCCCUCAACCGACCUUACAAUCCCCCAUCUCCCGAGGACAUCGUGACCAUCAACUACACUUCGGGAACAACCGGCCCUCCCAAGGGUGUUGUUUUGUCCCACAAGAAUGCCAUUGCCGGUGUAUCUUGCAGCUUGUCUCUCACCAAUGCAAAAGCUGGCGAUGUUAUAGCGUCCUAUCUUCCAUUGGCGCACAUUUAUGAGCGUCUCAUUGAACAAGGAAGUCUCUGGUCUGGUGGAGCUAUUGGAUACUUCCACGGCGAUAUUCUUGAAUUAGUUGAUGAUUUGAAGCUUUUGCGACCCAACGCCUUUGUAUCGGUGCCUCGUCUUUUUACACGCUUUGCCGGCGCUGUAAGCACUGCAACAGUGGACGCUCCCGGUUUCAAGGGAACCUUGUCGCGACAUGUGGUCAACACUAAGCUUGCUAAUCUCAAUCCCGCCGAUCCCAGCACGGCAACUGAAAAACAUAUCAUCUAUGAUCGUAUCUGGACCAAGAAGGUCGCUAGCGCAUUGGGACUAGAUCGCGCGAGGCUUAUGGCCUCUGGAUCGGCACCUUUGGAUCCAACGGUGCACAACUUUUUGCGAGUUGCUACUUCCGCAAACUUUGUCCAGGGAUAUGGUUUGACCGAAACGUAUGCUCAGGGUGUUACUCAAAAUCCCGAGGAUCGCUCCGUGAGCAACUGUGGUGGUGUCGUGCCGGCCAUUGAGGCAUGUCUUGUAUCUCUCCCUGAUAUGGAAUACUUCGUUGACGACAAGCCUUACCCUCGUGGAGAGCUUUUGCUUCGUGGAAACAACGUUUUUAAGGAGUACUUCAAGAACCCGGAAGAAACUGCAUCUGCAUUCACCGAGGACGGAUGGUUCCGCACUGGUGAUGUUUGCAUGAUUGACGAGCUCGGUCGCUUCAAGAUCAUUGAUCGCCGGAAGAAUGUCCUCAAGUUGGCUCAGGGUGAAUAUAUCUCUCCAGAACGCUUGGAGGGUAUUCUGACGGCUGAGCAUACCUAUCUUGCUCAAGCCUAUGUCCAUGGAGACAGCCUCCAGACUUGUUUGAUCGGAAUCUUCGGUGUUCAGCCCGAUGUUUUUGCUCCCUAUGCCAGCAAGAUCUUGCGCCAGAACAUUGACCCCAACAACAUCGAGCAGAUCAAGUCAGUUCUGUCAGAUGAUAGAAUACGCAAGUCUGUCCUUAGGGACUUCCAACGUACCGCGAAGAAACACAAGCUUGCUGGAUAUGAAAGAGUCCAGAACGCCGCACUGAUGCUUGAGCCCUUUUCAAUUGAGAACGAGACUCUCACACCAACGCUGAAAUUGAAGCGCCCCAUUGUCACUAAGAAGUUCCGCACUCUGUUGGACAACCUGUACAGCCAACUUGCGGAAGAAAGCGAUGCGCCGAAGGCUAAACUCUAG